This is a messenger RNA of Lentinula edodes (shiitake mushroom), 786 nucleotides long. RefSeq lists its product as uncharacterized. The transcript has 4 exons. NCBI's taxonomy places the organism in Eukaryota, Fungi, Basidiomycota, Agaricomycetes, Agaricales, Omphalotaceae. The coding region runs from base 1 to 786 and encodes 261 amino acids. The record is from RefSeq and is a predicted model, not a curated record.
AUGAAUUUACCGCCUCCCUCCUCCAGACAGCCGGUUCGUGAAGUCUGGAGUUCGGAACGUUUGCUGCAUGAGCGUAACAUUGUGCUUGGCAGCGUCCUCGAGCCAUCAUCUCUGUCCUCUUACACAUCAGCAGUUCAAUCCUACGUGACUUUCUGUCGCAACCAUGAUUUUCCAAUCCACCCAACUGCAGACACCCUAUCUUUUUACAUUGUCUAUAUCUGCCAUUUUACCAAACCAAAAUCUGUCUCGAGCUAUCUAUCCGGAAUUUGCAACCAGCUCGAGGUUUUCUACCCUGAUAUUUGUCAAAAUUGUGCUCAUCCAAUUCGCAGUGAACUCACUGAAGCAUUCAAUAACCUACAUUCAUCCUCCACUUUCGACAAUCAGCUUUUUCUUGCAUUGUUAUACAUUGAGUUAGUGUUUCCCAAUCGGAUUGACCUUCAAGAUUUCCACAAAGUCAUCAUGCAGGAUUCAUUUCUUGCAGAUGCUGAGCAUCUCGAGUUCAAUCUACCAACGCAUAAAGCUGAUCAAACGUUUGAAGGAAACCGAAUCGUAGUCGAAGCCUCUUUGGAUAGAGAUGACACUGUUUGUGAACGUGACAGCCGCUUCCCAGGACUAUCGCAUUUAUGGGUACACUUUGAUGGGUCAGUUCCAACCCGGUCUUGGUUCAUCCAAAGGCUACAAUGUUAUUUCUCUGAUAAUGUGGCAGGUCACUCUCUUCGUUCUGGGGGAGCAACAUGGCUAGCAUCUUUAGGUGUCCAGGUGAAUCUCAUCCAGGCCAUUGGGUGA